Messenger RNA from Lactuca saligna, 453 nucleotides. NCBI's taxonomy places the organism in Eukaryota, Viridiplantae, Streptophyta, Magnoliopsida, Asterales, Asteraceae. The record is from the annotation of a GenBank genome assembly.
AUGAGCAAAUGGGUUGUUCGGUGGUCACGCAGCCACGAGGAGGGGAGGCGAUCAAUCGUUGGGUGCCUUCUUGUUAUCGCUGGUGCCUGGGUGGGAAGAAAAAUAAAAGUAGAUGAUUAUGUGCGUUCAGUUGGGAGUGAAUUAUAUGGCGAAAGAGGGAAGAAUCAAUUGUUCAAGGCGAGAUCGAUAUGGGGAUUUUUGACUGAAGGGUAUUUUGGGAAUAAGAUUCAAUUUUGUGUAGAGAAUCUCAUCAUUCUUGCAAUGGCUGGAACAACUCGUCGAUCAAAAGUCAAGGAUAUAAGUGUAGAGGUUGUAGACAUCAACCCUUAUAGCAGGCUCAUGGCACUGCAGCGGAUGGGUAUUGUGGACAAUUACGAAAGAAUAUGGGAUUUUUCAGUUGCCAUAGCUGUUUGUACUGACUCCAUCUUUUCAAUUCAUCAUUCUUUAGACUAA